This is a messenger RNA of Hordeum vulgare subsp. vulgare (domesticated barley), 1486 nucleotides long. RefSeq names its product F-box/kelch-repeat protein At1g67480-like. Gene Ontology annotation, molecular function: protein binding. The transcript has 2 exons. The coding region runs from base 94 to 1251 and encodes 385 amino acids. The record is from RefSeq and is a predicted model, not a curated record. Lineage: Eukaryota; Viridiplantae; Streptophyta; Magnoliopsida; Poales; Poaceae.
AUCUACUAAGGUUCAUAAGUAAGCCAAAGGUUUUCAGUACUAUUGGCUAAGAAGGGGAGGCAAACAUUGAGCUGCUUGCUGCCACAUUUUGCAAUGGUUACAAUCGUUGGUACACGGGAACAGUUUGUUCAACCACAGUCGUGUCUCCGUGCUACAAUGCAGCUCAAGUCCCCAACAAGGCCAAAACUUUCCUUCUGCUUUACGCCACAAGGGGAUUGCGAUCAAUACUGUGCUUUAAUCCCUGGCUUGCCAGAAGACCUGGCAAAGAUAUGCCUUGCCCUUGUUCCUCGAACUCAUUUUCCUGUCAUGGGUGGAGUAUCCAAGAGGUGGAUGUCAUUCCUAGAGAGCAAAGAAUUAAUUGCUGUAAGGAAAGAGGUUCGGAAGCUUGACGAGUGUGUGUACGUCUUGACCACUGAUGCUGGAGCAAAGGGUUCUCAUUGGGAGGUUUUGGGAUGUCAGGGGCAAAAGAACACCCCUCUUCCGCCUAUGCCUGGACCAACCAAAGCUGGGUUUGGUGUGGUUGUCCUUGAUGGGAAGCUCGUGGUCAUUGCUGGCUAUGCUGCUGACCAUGGCAAGGAAUGUGUUUCUGAUGAGGUUUACCAGUAUGAUUGUUUCCUCAACAGGUGGACUGCCAUUUCUAAGAUGAAUGUUGCUCGUUGUGACUUCGCGUGUGCAGAGGUCAAUGGUGUGAUAUAUGUUGCUGGUGGAUUUGGUCCUGAUGGUGAUAGUUUAUCAAGUAUCGAAGUUUAUGACCCAGAACAAAAUAAAUGGGCGUUGAUCGGGCGCCUUCGCAGGCCAAGAUGGGGUUGCUUUGGGUGUAGCUUUGAAGACAAGAUGUACGUCAUGGGUGGCCGUUCAAGCUUCACCAUUGGUAACUCCCGUUUCAUUGACGUGUACGAUACAAAUAGCGGUGCCUGGGGUGAGUUUAGGAAUGGCUGUGUAAUGGUCACGGCUCAUGCUGUUCUUGGUGAGAAGCUCUUCUGCAUCGAGUGGAAGAACCAGAGGUCUCUGGCGAUUUUCAACCCAGCAGACAAUUCCUGGCAGAAGGUUCCUGUGCCGCUUACUGGUAGUUCUAGCACGCGGUUUUCUCUCGGGACACAUGACGGGAAAUUGCUGCUCUUCUCACUGGAGGAAGAACCCGGCUAUCAGACACUGAUGUAUGAUCCUGCUGCGCCAACAGGCUCUGAAUGGUGCAAGUCUACGCUCAGGCCAUCAGGAUCAUGCUUGUGCAGCGUGACCAUCAAAGCCUGAUGCUUCAGCUCGGGGUCGCUGAAGGAUGAUACCCAAGUUACUUCCUGCCUUGUCUUCCGUGGUUAAGAUCAGGCUUUGUUUGGUUUAUCAUUGGGUCCUACUUGCUAGAAUUUACAUCCGCUUGUUGCUCCACCCAAUAAUAGUAUGUUCUUGCUUCAGUUCAUUCGGUUGCUUGCUGACAAUGGACUGCCAUAAUGUACUCUGUUCUCAGUUGUAUUGAAAAACUAUUUGAUCA